Geodia barretti is the source of this 591-nucleotide messenger RNA. NCBI's taxonomy places the organism in Eukaryota, Metazoa, Porifera, Demospongiae, Tetractinellida, Geodiidae. The record is from the annotation of a GenBank genome assembly.
AUGACCAGCACCCAGACGCAGUCCCAGGCUACCUAUCCCAUCACUGACGAGAACCGCUUUACCGCUGUCUUCGGGGCUCCGGACCCCAGUGGCCGGGCCAAGACCAAGGUCGUUAAUUACAUGACUGAUUUCGUCAAAGAGUUCAUCAGCCAAUCUCCCUUUGUUGUGAUGGCCACCAGCGACGCGGAAGGCAACUGUGACGCUUCCCCCAAGGGCGGGCUGCCCGGGUUUGUUAAGGUGCUGGACGAUCGUCACCUGGUGUUACCCGACGUGGCCGGAAACCGGCUCUUCCAGUCCUACCUCAACAUGGACGCCAACCCGCACGUGGGGUUGAUUUUCAUGAUUCCUGGCGUCAACGACACGGUCCGCGUCAACGGCACCGUCGCCAUAGUCAACCAGGAGGAACUCAACCAGAAGGACGUGGAGGUCUCCCUUUACGAACCUGACGAGAGGGGCUACCACCUGCAGGGGGUAAUUAUUGAGGUGGACGAGGCUUACGGCCAUUGCCCCCGUGCCCUCCAUUUCUCCCGUUUCUGGGACACGGAAACCAUCGAGAAGCACAAGGCCGACCGUCCUGUUCCGACGCGUUAA